Messenger RNA from Galleria mellonella (greater wax moth), 1206 nucleotides. Its product is annotated as cAMP-dependent protein kinase catalytic subunit alpha-like. Gene Ontology annotation, molecular function: cAMP-dependent protein kinase activity; ATP binding. The transcript has a single exon. The coding region runs from base 133 to 1206 and encodes 357 amino acids. Gene Ontology annotation, cellular component: cAMP-dependent protein kinase complex; nucleus. The record is from RefSeq and is a predicted model, not a curated record. Gene Ontology annotation, biological process: peptidyl-serine phosphorylation. NCBI's taxonomy places the organism in Eukaryota, Metazoa, Arthropoda, Insecta, Lepidoptera, Pyralidae.
GGUAAGAAUUUUGUAUACUCGUAUAAAACAAUAUUAAUUAAAAUGAAGAAUAAACUUUACAUAUCUGUGUGCUUCCAUAAAAUAUUUAUGAUAACAAGAUAAUGUCUAUAAGUGAAUGAAAUAGCAUUGGUAAUGACAUUCGAUAAGAGGCAAUCAUCGAAAGCAAAUAUAUAUACAUACGACUUGCAAAUCAAUCAUAAGCGAUAUCUAGAUGUUUUGAAACAAGAUUUUGUCAAGAAUUAUUCAAAUCCGAUAAUAUACUCAAAAUCGGUUAAUGAUUUCGAUCUGAUCCAAGCAUUAGGAUGUGGAUCAUUUGGAACAGUAUUUCUUGUUCGUGAUAAAGUUACUUUUGUAUACUAUGCUAUGAAAGCAAUUGAAAAAAGUAAUGUUAUAAAAAAGAAAUGUCUUAAACAAGUGCUUUUAGAAAAGAGAAUUUUACAGAGUGUUAAUUUUGCUUUUGUGAUUACUCUUGAUUUUUGUUGUAAAGAUAACUUAUAUAUAUAUUUUCUGUUGUCAUAUGAAGGUGGCGGUGAAUUAUUUGCUUUGAUAAGGAAAUUAGGGUCUUUGUCAGAAUCAUUAACACAUUUUUAUACUGCACAAAUUGUUUUGGCAUUAGAAUAUCUUCAUCAUUGUUCAAUAAUACAUCGAGACGUGAAACCAGAAAAUAUUCUAAUUAAUGAAUCAGGUUACAUAAAAUUGGCAGAUUUUGGUUUUAGUAAAAUUGUAAAAUCUCGAACAUGGACCAUAUGUGGUACACCAGAAUACUUAGCGCCUGAAAUAGUAAUGUCUAAAGGUUAUUCAUAUCCUGUAGAUUGGUGGGCAUUGGGAGUUCUAAUAUAUGAAAUGAAUGCUGGCUAUCCUCCUUUUUAUAGUUCAGAUACUAUGAAAUUAUAUGAGAAAGUAUUUGCUGGACAGUUUAAAACACCAGAUACAAUGACACCCCAAUGUAAGUCUUUAGUAAAAGGUUUAUUAGAAGUUGAUCCAACGAAGCGUCUAGGUUCUCUUAAAACAGGAGUGUAUGAUAUAAAAGGUCAUCCAUGGUUUAAUGACACAAAUUGGGAUGCAAUACUACAUCAUAAAAUGUUACCGCCUUUCAUUCCAAUUUUUAAAAAUCCAGGAGAUACCGGGAAUUUUAGAAAAGUGGAUGAUUUUAUCUUAAAGAGAGCUGAUCAAUGUUUAUUUGAGAAAGAGUUCGAGAAUUUUUAA